GUGGGCCCCUGUUUGUUCCCCUUUCUCUUUGAAAUCAGGAAAACUUCACUUUCCUUUCCCACGUCUUGGUCUCGUACAUUGACUGAGCUAAACUGACUACACGUUUUUCUUUCGUUUGUUUUUUUUACCCAUCUUGCUGUGAUGACGCGCUGCAGUGAUAGUGGUGAGGACAGCACAGAGAAUCCAGACAGAAACCAGAAGAAGAGAAAGAAAAGGGGGAAACAUGUGUCGUUCCCUCCUGAUGAACAGAUAGUGUCCGGCUUUGCAGAGGAUGCAGGAGGAACAGAUGAUAGCUGUAUCACCCUAAUGGAUGUAAUUGGAGCUUAUCAGCAGAGCUGCAGUAAACACCAGGUCCAACCCAGAGAGACCAUCCUUCAGCAACUCCAGCAGGGUGUGUGUGGAGGAGGCAGCGUUGAAUGUCUGGAUCUCAAAGGUGAGCGAUUAGACCACCGCUCCUGUGAAGCUCUGGAAGUCGUCCUGAAAUCGCUGCACUUUGAUUUCAUCAAUCUGCAGGCAGCGCAACUGGAGGAAAAUGGAGCAUCGUCCUUGCUGGAUAUGAUUUUGUACUAUGAAUCCACAACAUAUCUUGACAUUUCUGACAACGGCAGUAUGGGAACAUCAUCUUGGAGGGCCCUCGCUCAUUUGAUAAAGCAGAGUGUUCGUCUAUCUAGACUGGAUGCUUGUAACGUGCGCCUGGUUGACUAUCCGGUCCAGUCUUUAUCUAAAGCUCUGCUGACCAGCCGACUCCGAGCGCUCCACCUGAACAACGCCCAGCUCAGCGGCUCGUCGCUGUUCACACUAGUUCGCGCCUUGAAGACAAACAGAGCUUUACUGGAGCUCCAUCUUUCCAGCAACCAGCUGAACGGCUACCAGGACGCCAUGCAGCUGGGAGAUCUGCUGAUAUACAACAACACUUUGCAGACGUUGGAGCUCAGUGACAAUGUUUUAGCAGAUACAGGAUUGGAAGAGCUGUGUGACGGUCUGUCCAGACAGACAAAAGGUCUAAAAGUCUUAAUCCUGAAGAACAACCAGAUCACAGAGAGAGGCAUGAACCACCUGGCCAAAACUCUGCCAGGCCUGAAGAUCCUGGAGGUCCUGGAUUUAGGGGACAAUCACCUGGGGAACGAGGGCAUCCAGGUGAUCAGGGAGCCACUCAUGGUGAACAGUUCGCUGUUGCAUCUCGGCCUUUCCCAAACCAACAUCACCUGUGAAGGUGCAGUGGCAUUGGCCGAGUUCCUUGCUGAGAGUCGUCUUAUUCGGAGGCUGGACCUCCAUCAGAACCGAGUGAAGCUCGGAGGCUUGAUGGCCCUCAGCCUGGCGCUGAGGAUCAAUUGCUCUCUGUCUCAUCUGGGUGUGGAUCCCAUACCUCCACAAGAGCUGGUUUAAAGAACUUCAGAGUCUCAGGUCUUUUCCUGAUGAGAUCCACCAGGCCUCAUCAUUUGCAAGACGGCAGAACUGGAAUGCUGGGAUGCUGUGGUGGUGCAGGGCUACUGCGCAACCCACGUAUGGCGGCCUCGACAAACGUCUUCAAAAUAACAGUCGACACUCAAAAAGGGCCCCCACCGCACACAUGCUAUAUUGUUUUUUUCAUGCUAUAUUGUGAAUUUAUAAUGAUGAUGCAAUGAAAGCAUAAAAAGCCAGUCAUUUUGGAUUGGGGAAUGUUGUGACUACGUCUCUAUAUUUCCGCUCUCCGGUAGUUUCGGGUGAAUUUUUAUGAAUUUCUACUCAGGUUUGUGUUGUUUUCAGAUUUGUCUCUUGUAGAGUCGAAGUUUGUGAUGUUGUGCGUUUUUUUUUUUUUUUUUUUUGUCUCCACCUUUCCAUGGCUGCAGAGGCCUGAGGAAAACGAUGCCAUAACUUUAAUACAUGCCCCUGCUGGAUUCACUAAAUAAUUACCCACACUUGCCAUCUGUUUGUCAUGAUUUUAUCUCUGCUGACUUAUUUGCAUAUUAAAGCAUUAAUUAAAAUCUCGAAGGAAGGGGAUGCUUACUUUAAAAUUAACUCUGAAGGCAAUCCGUGCACAGCUUCCAGAGUAGUUUUAUUUUUGUUUGCAGAGGUUUACUGUUUGUCUGCGUGUUGUUUACACGAUUAAGUCUGAUUUUUAUGAAACGCCUCCUCUGGCUAAAAUCAGGCGAAAAGAUGUGCCAGAUUCUGGAGGAUGUUUCUGUGAAUGUGUGUCAUUAA
This is a messenger RNA of Poecilia reticulata (guppy), 2181 nucleotides long. NCBI's taxonomy places the organism in Eukaryota, Metazoa, Chordata, Actinopteri, Cyprinodontiformes, Poeciliidae. The record is from RefSeq and is a predicted model, not a curated record.